Rhineura floridana is the source of this 3150-nucleotide messenger RNA. RefSeq names its product centromere protein T (gene CENPT). Gene Ontology annotation, molecular function: protein heterodimerization activity; DNA binding. Gene Ontology annotation, biological process: chromosome segregation; mitotic cell cycle; kinetochore assembly. The record is from RefSeq and is a predicted model, not a curated record. The transcript is spliced from 16 exons. Gene Ontology annotation, cellular component: kinetochore. Lineage: Eukaryota; Metazoa; Chordata; Lepidosauria; Squamata; Rhineuridae. Bases 397 to 2886 code for a protein of 829 amino acids.
AUGUUGGCAGAGUGUGUUACCCAUGUGCAUUUCGAGCUCGAUAGAUGCUUCCACGUAUCGGGAUUGAUUAGCGCUAACUAGGAUCAAAGAGGGUGUAUGCAACAAAGAAGUAUCGAAAGCGAGAUCAGCUCCCGCUCCUUCCCAACAGCAGAACUACACUUCCCAGCAACCAACGCGAGGGGUGAGCACCGGGGCCUUCGGCCGAAAAGAGGAAUUAUCGCGAGACUCGCUCCCCGGCUGCAGCUUGAAUCUCUGAGCGGGAGAGGAAGAGCUUGCCUGCGUUAGCCGUUCGAGUCUCGCGCCUGCUGACUGGUGGCCGUUGCGCUGUGGGAGAGCCUCGCCUCGAGUGUCCCCAGGCCUCGCUUGUGCGCAACUUAAGAGGCAGCGAGAAAAGCCAUGGCCACUCGGCGGAGCUUGCGUAAGGAGGAGCGGGAGACACCGCAGGGACGGAGGCGGUCUCUGCGGUUGCAGAACAAGAAGGAGAGACCCUUCAGACCCCUGGCCUAUCAAAGACCUGGAGCCUCCAUUUUUACGGAUUUAGCUAGUCCUCGAACUCUAUUCAAGAAGGUCCUGGAAACCCAGCCAAUGGCUUCCCCUCUUGUUCCUGAAAAAGCUGAUUUCCCCAAACCAGUGGAGACAGUAGUCCAACUCCCUUUAGGGAGCGUCCCCUGCAGCAACCUAGAAAUCAGUUUGUCUGACCCUGCUCCCAAGGAUAUAUCUCAGACUGUGCUGCUCAAAACCAGGUCGAAAAAGAAGGUCCGUCUCUCUGCGUUUGAGAGAGCUCUGGAUGAGCAGCUUGCCUCAAACACAACUCAUUCAUUGAUGGACAACACAUCUCGGACAAAGUCCCUUCAGAUCUCUCUUGCAACUCCACCACCAUUGCACUCUGCUGGAAGGAGAGGUUUAGUCCGUAGGCCAAAGAAUUACAGAGGUGUUACCACAAAAGCUUUUGAAGAAGGCAUCAAACAGAACUUGCUGCAAGUCAAAGGCUCACAGAGCUACCUUGUGGCUGCAAGUCUGUUAUCAAAUGACACGGCGACAUGCUCUGGCAACACAGAGUUCUUUGCCCACCCUCAGCUCAGCAGGCAGAGUGGAGCAGGACGUCUUGUUGUUCAUUCUCAGCUUGACUUGACAAGGCAGUCUCUAGGCAGAGGCAGUUUGCCGCCCUCUCUUCAGACACCUUGGCAGGGUGCAGAGUCUGACAUGGAUGUUGAAGGAGUGACACAGAACAAAGGAAACAUAACUCAUUCAUUGUUGGACAACACAUCUCAGACAAAGUCCCUUCAGAUCUCUCUUGCAACUCCACCACCAUUGCACUCUGCUGGGAAGAAAGGUUUAGUCCGUAGGCCAAAGAAUUACAGAGGUGUUACCACAAAAGCUUUUGAAGAAGGCAUCAAACAGAACUUGCUGCAAAUCAAAGGCUCACACAGCUACCUUGUGGCUGCAAGUCUGUUAUCAAAUGACACGGCGACAUGCGCUGCCGACACAGAGUUCUUUGCCCACCCUCAGCUCAGCAGGCAGAGUGGAGCAGGACUUAUUGUUGUUCAUUCUCAGUUUGAUUUGACAAGGCAGUCUCUAGGCAGAGGCAGUUUGCUGCCCUCUCUUCAGACACCCUGGCAGGGUGCAGAAUCUGACAUGGAUGUUGGAGUGAUGCAGAAUGACCAAAAAGAGAUCUUGACCCAAGGCGCUGAAUGUGCUGACGGGAUUCAAGCUGCACCUGUGGAAAAGUCUCUUAGUCCAAUGGAAGAUCAGCGAGGGUAUCAGCAGGAUACUGAGGGAAGAUUGAUACACAGUCAUCUUAAGGAGAUGCUAAUGCCAAGCACUGAACAUACUGGUGGGUUGGAAGCUGUGCCCCAGGAAAAGGCUGUCGCUCCCAAAAGAGAGCAGCUAGAGAACCUGCAUGGGAACAGUGGUAUGGAACAAAUAAGUUCUGGAGAGCAUCUGAUCACUGCCCCAGUAAGAUCAUCCACACCAACUGAUGCCGAAGUCCUAGAAGCACAUCCAGUCCACCUGGCAUCUCCUUUAUCGAAUGAGAGGUCUGCCAAGCUUUCAGUGAAAGCAAUGGUGGCACACAUAAUCAAGGAGUUGGACAGGAGUGUGCUUCCAGUUGUUGUGAACCAGGGUGUAUCAAAGACCAGCACGGAGGAAGAAUCUUUCCCCACUGAAAAGGAUAUUUGGAGCCCCCAAAGGAAUGGAGCUAGAACUUCAGGCAGACAUGCAAAUCAAAAGAAUCCUGAGCAGUUGGAGAGGCCACCCACAAAGGAAGUGGAAGAUGGAGCACCUCAAGAAAAAAUAUUAGGAGUAGAAACUGAGGACCACAUGGUUUCAGAAGCUGAAAUGGAUUCUGAAGUUGAGGAGAUGUCAGAGGAUGAAACAGAUCCUGAGAAUGUUGAGCUAUUUGGAAAGACACCAACAUUUGUACGUGCUAGAGCCUUCCCAUGUACACCAUUGCUGUCUACUCCACAUGCUUCGAAAAUGACAGCCUCCAGGUCUUCAAAACAGCCUGCAAUCAAGCAGGCUUCAAAGACAGCUGAGAGGGCACACAGAGGAAAACGUGAGCCAGCACUCCCCAGGAACUUUGUAAAAAAUAUGUUCGGCCACUAUGCAAGGAUGCCAGUGGCCAAGGAUGCAUUCAAGGCUGUGGAGAGUUGUGUGAACCUGUACUUCAAGCACCUGAGUGACGACUUGGAAGUCUAUGCAAAUCACGCCGGAAGAAAAACUAUAGAACCAGCUGAUCUGGAGCUUCUCAUGAGGCGGCAAGGACUGGUAACUGACAAGAUGCCUUUAAAUGUGCUGAUAGAGCGUUACAUGCCUCUGGAGUACAGGAAACUGCUAAUUCCUGUUGCCACUAGCGGAAAUAAAGUGAUCCCUCCCAAGCCCCGAUGAAAUGCUAGUGAAAAACCGUGAUGCUGGAGACUACCUGUCCUUAAUAUGGGGAAAGGAACACAAUUCCAUAAACACCUUUGGAGGAUCUAAACAUGAGCACAGACAGUCCUGCCAGCAAGUUCUUAGUACUUUAAGACACUAUGGGAAUAUCUCAGUUAUGAAUAAAAUCUGUAUUUGCUGAACUCUACCUUGAUUUUCUGUGGCACAAAGCUGUGCUGUUCCUACUCUGUGGUUGUAAAUAAAAUGAUGUUUUGUAGAGCACAA